This is a messenger RNA of Staurois parvus, 926 nucleotides long. The record is from the annotation of a GenBank genome assembly. Lineage: Eukaryota; Metazoa; Chordata; Amphibia; Anura; Ranidae.
GUGAAACUAUCACACCAAUGCAGACUACAAGAUACCCAAGUCCUGCUGAACUAGAUGCCUACGCACAGAAAGUUGCAAGCAACCCACUAACUAUCAAGAUCUUCCCCACCAACAUCAGGGUUCCUCAGCACAAGCACCUAAAUCGGACUGUAAAUGGUUAUGAUACCACAGGCCAGCGCUACAGCCCUUACCCAAUACACACAAGUGGCUAUCAAGGCCUGCUUGCUAUUGUUAAAUCUUCUAGCAAGAGUGUAGUGAAGAAUGUAGAGGGAAAACGAACUAAGAUUUCUGCUGCACAGGUUGGUGUUGCUCCUUACACCAUGACAAGCACUUUAACACAAGGCCAACCUUGCAAUGGACAGCUGAGUUAUCUUGCAACUCAGAAGCAGAUGGAUGCACCAGUGCCACCCAAUGUGACUGUGGCAACAUCAGUCAUUCCUUUAACAGGUAGAAAUUUAACACUCCAACAGUCUAAUCUGCCCUCCAUUCAAAGCAUAAUUUACCAGAUUAACCAACAGUGCCAGGCUCAAGCUUCUCACCAGGCUUGUCAGGGUGUGGUGGUUACUAACUCUAGUCCAGCUAAGCAGGGAAUGACCAAUGGCUUUACUGCAAUGACCGGGGGCACUGUGGCUUAUACGGGCACUGUCUUGCAAGACUGUAGAGCAGGUGCUGAGAUGGCACUAGGAUCUGCCCCAGUAAUAGCGAAACCUGGAUCCUAUCAGGAUAGCAUGGACUACCUAAUUUGGCAACAGAAGCAACAACAGCAGCAACUUCGGAUAUACAGUGGAGGCAGUGGUGGAGGUGGAGCAGUCAGCAAGUCACCAGAAGUGUGCCCUGGAGUAUCUCGCCCUUAUACUCUCGCUAGUGCCGUUGAAAAAGUCAGCUCUUCCCCACUGAACUGUGUUGGCAUGCAUGGUAAUUUUUCA